This is a messenger RNA of Didymodactylos carnosus, 1812 nucleotides long. NCBI's taxonomy places the organism in Eukaryota, Metazoa, Rotifera, Eurotatoria, Philodinida, Philodinidae. The record is from the annotation of a GenBank genome assembly.
GCUUGAAGGAAGACAAAAAGUUCUCCUCGAAAUUUUUGCCUGAGGUCGCCCUCAGGUGUUUUGCCUAAAAUUUAGGACGAAAACUUUUUUUUUCCAAAACGCGUCGAAUUAUAUAUCAUUCGAUGCAGUUCUUUUCGUAGAUUCCGAAUAUCACAUUGGUUUUGCAUAAAAAUGCUUCUGAACGUUUACAACUUAAGUUUUUUACUUUUUCCGUUCUGCAUAUAUAAGUUCGUGUUCACUGUGAAAAAAGAGAAAAUAUGUUUUUUUCUUCUCUUUUCUCUCUUCGCAUAUGAUAAAACACGUUCUUAUUUUUCUAUCGUGUCAUCGAUAUAAGGAACAUUUAGCCGAUUUUUAUAUUUUGUGAUUUCAACGAGAAAAGGUGUCUCUCAAUCACAUACUGAUAAUCUACCAGUAUACAUAAAAUUUUAAGCUCUAUCCGAAUUUGAAUGUUUUACAUUUCGGAAACACGUAUUGUCAGAAAUAUACACGUUUCAAGAAAAACUUAAUUAAGACAAAAACUCGCUUUUCGACUUAAUUACCAAAUUCUAAGUUCUAAUUUUAGUCUCAUUAGACACAGCACGUAAAACUACAGCAAAAUUUUCACAUUUCCACUUAGUAUCGAAAUACUUAACGGGUUUUCCCAAAAAUUCGUCAAAAAAAAGAAGAAGAAACAGUCAACCUUUCUAAGAAAAAAACAUCAGCUAUCUAAUAUUCUUUCAGCAUCACCCAUAGAAACUGCGAAUGCAUCUGUAAACGCUGACAUUGGCUAAAUCUUAAAAUUAUCAAGUGGUGUCUGUGAGGUUCUCCUCACUCACUUCUCAUAUUUAUUUGCAUAAAGUGACCGGCUAUAUAUAGUACACAAGUUGAACAACAGUUAUGCAAGAGUUGCGCAGGAGUUGCGCAAGAACAGAAAGAGUUGGGAAAACCAGAGGAUGACACAAGUAUUGCGUAAGAGCAGAAAGAAAGGAAAAGAACAAGAGAACAUAGUCUUAUGAGCUGCCAGGAAUGGCAGAUCAUAACAGUGACAAAAUGCGGUUACAAACCGUAUCGUCAUUUGUUGUCCUUUUCAAAAUUCCUGGAAUUUUUGGGAAAAUUCGUUAAGGAUUUCGAUACUAAGUGGAAAUGUGAAAAUUUUGGGAAUUCUGGGGCUAUGUGUGCCAUGACAAGUAUUGUAUUGAUAGGAAUUAUGGGACUUAUGGAAACUAUAAAAAUUAUGGAAAUUUUGGGAAUUACGGGAUUUUGGGGAAUUAUGGGAAUUAUUUAAGAAAAGUAAACUUAUGGUUCUAGUCAUUUUAAUUGCUGGAUCAUGUUGAACACAAAUCUAUUCAUCCUCUCAGAAAUCAGCAACAACUAUCAACCAAAAUUGAAGAAGCUGAAUGUGAUUCAACAGCAACACCGGAUAUAUUAACAACAUCCGAUGACUUUAACGAGGAUACAAUGUCCGAAGAGGAGGAUGUACAACAAGAUGCCGCAGAAGAUGGUGAUCCAUUAUGUUUAACAUGUGAACAUCCUUCAAAUACUGAUGGCGUGAGAAAUUUGAUGAAAAUGAAGGAAGGGAGCAAAGGAAUGAAUCAGUUAAUGGGCAUGCAUUUAGCGCCUACUGAUUCCAAUGUCACCUAUAAGAUCACAAGAAAACGAAAGAUUAACGAUAUUAAUGGAAUUUUAACGAUUGAUACAGAUGCAGGAGUAACCAUCAUGAAGUAUCAACAGUGGAUAAUCAUCCGUGACGAUCCAAAAGAUAUUCAUCCAUAUUCUGGGUCAGAUAUCGUUGAACCAGAAGGAAGUUCUAUACAACAGGCUGGAUUGAUAUAG